GAGUAAUUUGAUGGCGGCGAAUGGCGCCGACGUCGGUUAAACAGCCAAUCUGCCAUUGUUGAACGAUUUCGAAGAGCACCGGAGGAAUUGACGUGGAAUGAACGAGUUCGUGUACAGCUGGUUUUUUAUGCUAGGGGACACGUGUGAACACAUCGAUUUCAGAUUAUUGCACUGGCCGGCGACGUUGGGAACCGGCGGGCUUAUCCUUCUCUUCCGCCGUUGCGGCGGCGCCGUCGCGCAAAUCGAGAUUUUCCGAUAGCUACAUAAUUUGUCGAGGUCAGUUCCUAGUUGCUCCCAUUCUCGGAUCCAGGAGUAAACUGGUAAGCUCUAUUGCACACAAGAUAUUUGCCUAAAUGCUUCAAUGGCUUUCUCAUCUUGUCUGAAGUGCCACACUUUGACGACUCUUCCCAAUCCCAACCCCCAACUUCUUCUUCCUCACUACACUUCAGAACACUCAAAACCUAACUUACUUUCACUUCCUCGAAUUCGUUAUCCGACGCUCUGCUUUUCCGUGUCCUCUGCUGUUUCAAGUAUUUCACUUUCUCAGGACUUCUCACCUAAGGAGCUUUUAGACACUUUACGUCAUGUUGAUGAUGGAAAUUCAGCUUUUCGAGUCUAUAAAUGGGCGUCGAAACAGUCAAAUUUUAGGCCUACUUUGGCUGUAUAUGAAGAGAUUCUGCAGAAGCUUGGGAAUGUCGGAGAAUUUGAUUCGGCAAAGGAAGUUCUAGCUGAUUUGAAGGGCUCCGAGGUUGAAUUUGGUGAAGGUAUUUUCUUUAUCUUGAUCGAUUGUUAUGCGAAAUUAGGGUUAUAUGAUGAAGCUGUAGGAGUUCUUGAGAUGAUGGAGAAGGAAUUUGACGUGAUCCCGGGUACACAUUCGUAUAAUUUCUUGUUGAAUAUCUUAGUCGAUGGUAACAAGUUGGCUUUAGUCGAGGAUGUUCAUGGUAGGAUGCUUAGCUGUGGCGCGAAACCGGAUGUUUCGACAUUUAAUAUACUGAUAAAGGCAUUGUGUAAAGUGCAUCAAAUCAGGCCCGCGAUUUUGUUGAUGGAGGAAAUGCAGUACAAGCACGGAUUAUCGCCGGACGAGAAGACGUACACUACGGUAAUGCAGGGUUACAUCGAGGAGGGUAAUCUCGAUGCAGCAUUGAGGGUUAAGGAGCAAAUGGCGGUGGCGGAAUGCCCGUGGAGCAAUGUGACGAUCAAUGUUUUGAUCAACGGCUUCUGCCGUAACGGCAGGAUCGAGGAUGCGCUGGCGUUUGUGCAAGAAAUGGUCGAGGAAGGGUUCUGCCCGGAUCGUUACACGUUCAAUACGCUGAUUAACGGGCUGUGCAAAGCGGGGCACGUUAAGCAUGCUUCGGAAAUCUUGGAUUUAAUGCUGCAGGAGGGUUUCGAUCCCGACGUCUUCUCUUACAACGCCGUGAUUUCGGGGAUGUGUAAAGCGGGAAAAGUCGACGAGGCUAUUGAAGUUCUUAAUCAGAUGAUGUGUCGAGACUGCUCGCCGAAUGCCGUAACAUAUAAUACGAUUAUCGGCACUUUGUGUAAGGACAACCAAGUACGGGAAGCGACGGAGCUUGCUCGUGCUCUGACGAGCAACGGCAUUCUUCCCGACGUGACGACGUUUAAUUCCCUCAUCCAGGGGUUGUGCUUAUCCGGGAACUUCGGUAUCGCGACGGAUAUAUUCGUCGAGAUGAAAUCGAAAGGAUGCCAGCCGGACGAGUUCACUUACAACAUAUUAAUCGACUGCCUGUGCACGAAAGGAAAGCUCGACGAGGCUCUGAAUCUCCUCAAGGACAUGGAGUCGAGCGGCUGCGCAAGAAGCGUGAUCACGUACAACACGCUGAUUGACGGGUUCUGCAAGACCCAGAAAAUCGGCGAAGCCGAGGAGAUUUUCGAUCAGAUGGAACUACAAGGCGUGUCGCGGAAUCACGUCACCUACAACACUCUAAUCGACGGGCUUUGCAAAUGCGACCGAGUCGAGGACGCGUCGGAGCUCAUCGACCAGAUGAUCAUGGAAGGAUUGAAACCUGACAAGUACACAUACAAUUCCCUCCUCACCCACUUCUGCCGGCGCGGCGACAUUCAAAAAGCCGCCGACGUCGUCCAGACGAUGACAUCGAGCGGGUGCGAUCCCGACAUCGUUACGUACGGGACGCUCGUCCAGGGCCUGUGCAAGGCAGGGCGGGUCGAGGUCGCGACGAGGCUGCUGCGAAGUGUCCAAAUGAAAGGAAUGAUUUUAACGCCGCGGGCGUAUAAUCCCGUAAUUCAGGCGCUGUUGAAACGGAAAAGGGUCAAGGAAGCGGUGCGGCUGUUUCGGGAGAUGGAGGCAAACGGCGAAGCGCCGGACGCGAUUUCGUACAAGAUCGUGUUCCGGGGGCUUUGCAGCGGAGGCGGGUCGAUUAAAGAAGCGGUCGAUUUCGCGUUCGAGAUGAUCGGAAAAGGGCAUCCGCCGGAGUUUUCGUCGUUCGGGAUGCUGGCGGAGGGGCUUUGUGCUCUGAAUAUGGAGGAAACGCUUGUGGAGCUGAUGAAGAAGGCGAUGGGGGAGAUGAGGUUUGCGGAGAAUGAGGUUGUUAUGAUAAUGGGGUACGUGAAGAUUAGGAAGUUUUCGGAUGCUGUGGUGACUUUUGGACGGAUUUUGAACAGCCGGCGGCCGAGGAAAGGCUACAGAUGAAAUGAAUGAAUUGGUGAGGUUAGUAUUGUUAAGUUUUCUUGCUCCUACUAAUUUUGGUAGUCAUGCAUGGGUUGGUUGCUUUGUAUUUUAACAUGAAAAUUACUUAAUCCGUACAGGAUAUUAUGGCA
This is a messenger RNA of Andrographis paniculata, 2793 nucleotides long. Its product is annotated as pentatricopeptide repeat-containing protein At3g53700, chloroplastic. The coding region runs from base 362 to 2665 and encodes 767 amino acids. NCBI's taxonomy places the organism in Eukaryota, Viridiplantae, Streptophyta, Magnoliopsida, Lamiales, Acanthaceae. Gene Ontology annotation, molecular function: protein binding. The record is from RefSeq and is a predicted model, not a curated record. The transcript is spliced from 2 exons.